AUGAAAGAAAGAAAGCCAAACUUUAUAAGAGAAAUUCGUCUUCUGAUGUAUUCGCUGGGAGACACAGUAAAUCCGCGGCUAGACUCUGCCACUGUGAUUCACGACUAUCUAUGCCACUAUCUGACAACCAUCUUGAAAAAGGCAAAGACAGUGUCAAAGUCCAGAGGAAGAACUAAAACAGACGAUCUCAUGUACACCAUAAAAAGAGACAGAAGAAAGUACACCAGAGCAAAAGAGCUUCUAUUGACAAACGAAGAGCUGAAAAAAGCAAGAAAACCGUUUGAGUACGAAACAAUAGAAAAAGAGCAAUAA
Messenger RNA from Nematocida minor, 312 nucleotides. Its product is annotated as transcription initiation factor TFIID subunit 13. The transcript has a single exon. Gene Ontology annotation, molecular function: protein heterodimerization activity. The record is from RefSeq and is a predicted model, not a curated record. The coding region runs from base 1 to 312 and encodes 103 amino acids. Lineage: Eukaryota; Fungi; Microsporidia. Gene Ontology annotation, biological process: transcription by RNA polymerase II.